AAAUUCACUAAAAACAAAACUAGUCACUGUCUUCUGUUUGCUCAGUCCUCUCUCUCUCGCCGACACUUUCUUGAUCCGAUUGGUUUAUAUCUGAUAAUUAAACUCGUUAAUUCAAUCCUCUUUCUAUGAUUUCACCAUUAGAUGAUACAAGAAGAUCAAUACACUUUUAUCAAAAAAGAAAAAAAGAUCAACAUCUACAUCUUAGAAAAAUCAAGUCCUUUUGAUGUGUAAAAUUUUAUUUUAUAUUUUAUUUAUUUUUGGGUCCAUCUUCUAUUUAGUCGUAGCAAGUACGUACAAAAUGCUGAUGAUACAUGGGGGCAGAUUUCGACUGUUAUUAUUUAUAGACAUAACAGAUGUAACGAGAAUCUGGAGAUUUCGUUGUUGGCUCUUCAGGUUUCUCCUACUUCUCGAGCAAGUUUCGAAAGGAAGUUCGGUUAACUAUCUAUAGGAGCAAUGGCUUUGGUUAACACUUCAGUUCAUAAGAUAGAUUUGAGGUCAAGCUCUGAACCAUUUUAUGGUGAAUGCAAGUCCGGCGAAUCAAGAGUUAAAAGUGAAGAACUCUUGAAGAUGGGUGAAGAAAAAAGGAAGAUUUCAGGAAGAUCGGUUUCGCUUCAAUCGAUAGACCAGAAACUAGGUUGGCCUUUGCUUAUAAGAUCAUCUUCAGGAACGCCACAAGUUCACCAUUGGCAAACACGGAAAGUCUCAGUGGUCAAUUGGGUCAUGAGCUUGCCUGACCGGUUUCCUAAUCAUCAGCAAAAUCUAAACUCUGAGACAAGCUUUGUCAAAAAACAACUCGAUGACAUAUUAAGAGACAGCAGCAAAUGGUUCAACUACAAUGUUCUUAAGACGGCAACAUCAGAUUUCUCUCAAGAAAAUCUGAUUGGGAAAGGAGGAUGCAAUGAAGUGUACAGAGGGAUCCUUAAAGAUGGGAAAGGCAUUGCAGUGAAAAUCUUGAAAUCAUCGUCUAAAGAAGCUACGACAGAUUUUGUUCAUGAAAUCGACAUUAUCUCUUCUUUGAGUCACCAAAACAUCUCACCGUUACUUGGUGUUUGCGUCCAAGACAAUGAUCUAAUCUCCGUUUACAAUCUUUCAUCCGCAGGAAGUUUACAGGAAACUCUUCACGGUAAGGGAAAUGAAAAGCAUGUAUUAUCAUGGGAUGAGAGAUUCAAGAUAGCAAUCGGAUUAGCGGAAGCGUUAGAUUAUCUUCAUAACCUAUGUUCUAAGCCAGUGAUUCACAGAGAUGUCAAAACUUCCAAUGUUCUUCUCUCAGAUGAGCUCCAACCUCAGGCAAAGCCGUUGAUAGAGACCGGAAAUUCAAAAGGGCUGUUGGAUCCAGAAGUAACAGAGGUAUUCGAUGAGUCUCAGCUUCAGAGAAUGGUUAUUGCUGCUACACGUUGCCUAACAAGAUCAGCCACACAUCGUCCCAAUAUCAGACAAAUACUGAGGCUUCUAAACGGUGAAAACGAAAUCGAUAAAUUGAUAAAAGAAGUGGAAGAAAAUGAAGAUUGCUUCGACGACGAGGUUUACCCGAAUUUCAGCGCGGAGUUACACUUGCGCCUUGUGAUGCUUGAAGAGGAAGACGAUGAAUCUGCAUCCAUCAGCACAACAGAGAGAAGUAACAACAGCCUCUUUUCUUCUUCUUGUUCAUUAGGGGAGCUUCAACCUUAGAACACUCUGCUUUUAGCUAGUUAUGGUUUUUUUACUUAAGUGUUUUAAGAAGUAAAAACUCUCUAAGACGAGUAUUUCUCAAUAUCAUAAACGCCUUCGUCAAAAUGCGAUUGUGGGAUGCACUAAUUCCAAUUCGAUCCCACAGGCGACGGGUCAAUCUUGACAACUGUAUCUUUGUUUGAUUAAUAUCUACUUGGAAUUUUGUGUGAGUAGACUUGUCAUUCUAUUUUUCAGCUUAAAACGAUUUUUUUUCCGGGAACAUCUCUUUGUUCCGCCGGUUUAAUUUCUG
This is a messenger RNA of Thlaspi arvense, 1957 nucleotides long. NCBI's taxonomy places the organism in Eukaryota, Viridiplantae, Streptophyta, Magnoliopsida, Brassicales, Brassicaceae. The record is from the annotation of a GenBank genome assembly.